GAGAUUCAAGAGGCACUGUACAGCUUAUGCUUUCUCAUCCUCUCCACAUACACUCUACGCUCUAUUUUGUACUUCGUCGUUAGGCUACAAAGGCUGCGGCCAGUUAUCCAAAUCUAGUUCAUUUCAACUCAUUUUACAAUAUAUUUUUUUGUAACAAAGAAGAAUACGAUCGGGUGGAAAGAUAGGCUGAAUAAACGGCCCGUUGUGUCCGAUGUCUAGUGCUGAAAUCGACAAUUCCGUUGAGCCCCCAGCCAAGAAGCGGAAGGUUGCUUCAGGAGAAUCCGCAGUGAAAUCCGUCUCUCAGGCUAGUGCAGACAUGGCGAAGAAUGGAUCUUCUUCUCAUAAUGAGGAAAUCGACGAAGGAUUAUACUCACGUCAACUUUAUGUGCUCGGGCACGAUGCUAUGCGUCGGAUGGCCGUUUCCGAUGUACUAAUUUCUGGCCUAGGUGGACUUGGUGUAGAAAUAGCAAAGAACGUUAUAUUAGGAGGUGUAAAGUCGGUUACAUUACAUGAUGAGAGUGUUUGCACCGUAUCUGAUUUGUCUUCACAAUUCUACUUAUCGGAAGCUGAUAUAGGUAAGAAUCGAGCUGAAGCAUGUCGCCAGCAAUUAUCCGAAUUGAACAAUUAUGUUCCGACUAAGGCUUACGUCAAUCAAUUAACCGAUGAUUUUAUCAAACAGUUCAGUGUAGUAGUGCUUACUAAUAGUUCUUUGGAAGAACAGUUAAAAAUUUCUGAGGUUACUCAUGCUAAUGAUAUUGCAUUGAUUGUCGCCGAUACUAGAGGUGUAUUUGCUCAAGUGUUUUGUGACUUUGGUCCCAAGUUCACAGUAGUAGAUGUGAAUGGAGAGAACCCUGUAUCCGCUAUGGUUGCUGGCAUAUCAAAAGAUACUGAAGGUGUCGUUACUUGUUUGGAUGACACUCGUCACGGAUUGGAGGAUGGGGAUUACGUCAAAUUCUCAGAAGUGGAUGGUAUGGUUGAGUUAAACAAUUCUGAACCUAGAAAAAUUAAAGUUCUGGGAACCUAUACGUUCAGUAUCGGUGAUACAACUAAUCUGACAGAAUACUCUCAUGGUGGAAUUGUAACACAAGUUAAAAUGCCAAAAACCCUCACUUUCAAAUCUUUGAAGGAGUCGUUGAGCAGUCCUGAAUUUUUGAUAACUGACUUUGCGAAGUUUGACCAUCCAUCACAGCUGCAUUUAGCUUUUCAAGCUCUUCAUCAGUUUAUUAGUAAACAUGGAAGAACUCCCAAGCCUUGGAAUGACGCCGACGCUAGUGAAUUUGUUGGAAUCGUUAAAACUUUACAAUCAGAAGGCGGUGAUGACUUGAAUAAUGAGCUGUUAACUACAUUUUCUAAAGUUUGUUCUGGAAACUUCAACCCAAUCAAUGCUACAAUUGGUGGAAUCGUCGCACAAGAGAUCAUGAAGGCAUGUAGCGGUAAGUUCCACCCAAUUUUUCAGUGGUUGUAUUUUGAUGCUAUUGAAUGUCUACCUGAGAGUUUAAAUGAAGCAGAUUGUCAGCCUGUCGGAGCUCGCACUGAUGGCCAGACUGCGAUUUUUGGAUCGCAGUUUCAAAACAAAUUGGGCGCUCUCAAGUACUUUGUUGUGGGUGCUGGUGCUAUUGGAUGUGAACUACUGAAAAACUUUGCAAUGAUGGGAAUCGGCGCUAAUGGAGGUCAAGUUACAGUCACAGACAUGGAUCUCAUUGAAAAGUCAAAUUUGAAUCGUCAGUUUCUGUUUCGUCCUCAAGAUGUCCAGAGAGCUAAAUCUGUCACUGCUGCUAGAGUAGUCAAAAAAAUGAAUCCAAACAUGAAUGUUGUUGCUCAUGAGAAUAGAGUGGGGCCUGAAACUGAGAAAACAUACGAUGAUGCCUUCUUUGAAAAUCUUGAUGGAGUAGCCAAUGCUUUGGACAAUGUUGAUGCUCGUAUUUACAUGGAUCGUCGGUGUGUCUACUAUAGGAAACCGCUAUUGGAAUCAGGAACACUGGGCACUAAAGGAAAUAGCCAGGUUGUUGUUCCAUUUUUGACUGAAUCAUACAGUUCAUCUCAAGAUCCUCCUGAGAAAAGUAUCCCUAUUUGCACUCUCAAAAACUUCCCCAAUGCAAUUGAGCAUACAUUGCAAUGGGCCAGAGAUAGCUUCGAAGGACUCUUCAAACAGAAUGCAGAGAAUGCUGCUCAGUACUUGGAUGAUCCGAACUUCAUUGAACAAACAUUGCGUCUACCUGGAGUGCAACCUGUAGAGAUUCUGGAAUCAGUGAAAGCAGCCCUCGUCGAUGAACGUCCCCAAUCAUUUGAAGAUUGUGUUGCAUGGGCUCGUAAUCAUUGGGAAGAACAAUAUUCAAACCAAAUCAAGCAACUUCUAUUCAACUUCCCGCAAGAUCAACUGACGUCGAGCGGCCAGCCGUUCUGGUCGGGUCCCAAGCGGUGUCCAGCUCCAAUCACAUUCAGUGUCGACAACAGUCUCCAUCUUGAUUAUGUACUGGCCGCUGCCAACCUCAAAGCUGAAGUCUAUGGUAUUCCACAAAACAGAAAUCGCGAUGAAAUUGCACAGAUUGUAUCUAAAGUGAAAGUUCCUGAGUUCACGCCUAAAUCUGGAGUGAAGAUUGCCGUAACCGACUCGCAGGUACAAAUGGGCAGCGAUGGCAACGUCGAUAACGACAGAAUUGGCCAGCUGAAACGAGAACUGCCUUCCAGAGAGCAGAUGAAGACCAUUCGCAUCACGCCGCUGGAGUUCGAGAAGGAUGAUGACAAUAACUUGCACAUGGACUUCAUUGUGGCCGCCUCGAAUCUGAGAGCAGCCAACUACAAUAUCGCGCCAGCCGACCGCCACAAGAGCAAGCUGAUUGCCGGCAAAAUCAUCCCGGCCAUCGCCACAACUACAUCGGUGGUCGCCGGCCUCGUGUGCAUCGAACUCAUCAAGCUGGCCAAGGGCUGCAACAAGUUGGAGUCGUUCAAGAACGGCUUUGUCAACCUGGCGCUGCCGUUCUUCGGCUUCUCGGAGCCGAUCGCCGCGCCUAAACUCAAGUUCUAUGACACAGAGUGGACUCUGUGGGACCGGUUCGAGGUGGAGGGCGAAAUGACCUUGUCCGAGUUCAUCGACUACUUCAAGAAGGAGCACCAGUUGGAGAUCACGAUGCUAUCGCAGGGCGUGUGCAUGCUGUACUCGUUCUUCAUGGACAAGGUGAAGCGCCAGGACAGGUUCAACCUGCCCAUGUCUGAGGUGGUGCGCAAGGUCUCCAAGAAGAAGCUCGAGUCGCACGUGAAGGCGCUGGUGUUCGAGCUCUGCUGCAACGACAACGAUGGCAACGACGUUGAAGUGCCCUAUGUGCGUUACACUCUCAAAUGAGAAGGUACCAAUCCAAUAUAUUUAUAUAUCUAUCAAAACGAACUCUACAAUUUAUUUUCUCUCAUUUUUGUAUCUUAAAUUAACAUUUUUGAGUGAUAUAAGCCAAUAUAUUUUUUCUAGAGUUCAAUUGUGUGAUACUACUUUCAAUUUUCGUCUACAAAUGUUUAGAACACUUUCAAAAUUUAUUAUCGAGUGCAAUCAGUAGAAAGCUUUGAGUUUCUAAUAUCUCUCUUCACGUAUGAAAUUCACAAUAAUUCAAAUACAGUUCUAGCUUUGCAUUGAAGCCUAGUGAGAAACCUUCAAGUGUUUUCUUAUACUAAUAAUUUCCAUGUUAUGCUUUAAUUUACUGAUUUCAUAGGCUGAACAAUCAUGGCCUGUACAUUCUGAAUCCACUGUUGUAAAAUAGAGAAGUGAUAACUGAUAUUUGAUGAGAUGAUAAUAAUAAUAAAUUAAGAUUUCUAAUACAAUAAGAAAGUGUCAAGUGAGUUAUUGCAAUACCAAUAGAACACCAGUAUAUCUCAUUAUUCAUUUGCAUAAAAAUGAAUAGCAAACCCAAGUAGACAAGACUGACAAAGUAUCAUAGUAUUGAUACUUGUGGUACAAUUGUAAAACAACUCUUUCUAGAAAACCGAAUAGGCUACACAUUUCAAUUUUAUACAAUUGUAAUAAUUGUGACUGUACAAGAAUAAAACAGGUUAUUGGA
Nilaparvata lugens (brown planthopper) is the source of this 4043-nucleotide messenger RNA. RefSeq names its product ubiquitin-like modifier-activating enzyme 1 (gene Uba1). The record is from RefSeq and is a predicted model, not a curated record. Gene Ontology annotation, molecular function: SUMO activating enzyme activity. The transcript has a single exon. Bases 212 to 3340 code for a protein of 1042 amino acids. Gene Ontology annotation, cellular component: SUMO activating enzyme complex; cytoplasm. Lineage: Eukaryota; Metazoa; Arthropoda; Insecta; Hemiptera; Delphacidae. Gene Ontology annotation, biological process: protein sumoylation.